AGACAAUUUUGACGUGUCGUUUUAAUUCAUACCUGUCAUGUAUAAGAUCAAUCAAUAUUCAAAGUGGUUUGUUUUUCUGUAGAUUCUAACACAGGUAUUUGAACGAUUUUAUGUAGGUUUAAUAUUUAUGAAUUAUCGGUUAUCAGCCACGGACGUAAAAUGUUGUAUGCGGUCCAAUGAGUGUUAUACACUUUAAAAUCGGUUAUAUAUAGUGCAGGAUGGUUGAAUUGACUUUUAAGUAGUAUGUAUAUAAGGGGACAGUUAUGAUAUGGAGUGCAACUUUGACACAGUCAUGACUGGGUACGGUGACUGUAACUCAAACGGAAUGAUCAAUGGAUACAGCGACCAAAAGGAUACAAUAUUGGAUAAGGAAACUAGCUACUGGAUGAAGAAUAGACCAAAGCCUAAAAAACAUGCAGAGAAACACCGUGUGCGGUUCAAUUAUCCAGAGAAGAUAACAGACAUCUUGCUUGAAGAUGAGACACUAACAUUGUGGCGUCCAGCAAUUACCACAACACAGUAUUGUCUAAUUCCGGAGACAAUCUUAGAGGAACACUGGCCAAAUAUACUCCAAGUUUAUUAUACAAAAUUUGACUGUGUCAGCAGUGUUAUGCCCUUUGAUGAUGCGAUCAAAAUUAUUGCUCAUCAGUCAACUACUAUUUUGCCUACACAAGAUUACUCAGUACUUCGAGACUUUCCUAGAAUUCGGGGUUUAUGGUACAAACCCGACAAAUCCGAAAACAUUGGACUGACAGAUGAAUCCAGAAUUGGAAACGUAAAAUUCUCCUUUUCAUUUCCAAAAUCUGAGAAAGAAAAUUUGCUUAGUCAGUUAAAUAUGUAUUAUCUUGAAGUUAUGGACUACCAAUCAGAACACAAAUCUGUCUCCAGAUUUCUUCUGACUAAAAAUAAAUACAACAAUCUACCUCUAUACGACGUUCACAAACCUGGAGGUCCUAUUUAUGUGAGAAAGAAUGAAACAUUAGAAGGAAUUACUGAAUCUUACUUUUUCCUGAAAACAUGUCGAAAUUUCCAGGGAAAAGUAGUGGAUCACAUUGUUGAGUUCAUGCUAGAGGAAGAUCCGUGGCCGCUCUGCCAACUGUCAACUACAUCGCAUAUUCCUUUUAAAAAACCCGAGGAGUUUAUUAAUUUUGAUAGCCGAGAUUUUGGCCGUCUUCAUACUGGUUACCUUGGAGCAAACUGGGACAGAGCGAUGGCAGGAAUGUUUGUAUGGGCUCUUCAGUCUAAAGUACCGUGGCUUGUGUAUGAAAGAUUACACGAGAAUAUAAAAAGUACCGUGAAUUUAGUGGCAUGUGAAGCACCCCUAGAAGAAAUCUUCACGGCAUCUGCGCCUAUAUUGUGUAAGAGAUUACUAGAUCUUCUAGUUGAACUCUAUCCAUUUAUUGCAAAAUGUCACAAUGACCAAGACUUAGCUGAACUUUUACAAUUGUUCAAAACAAUUCACAUGUGUGAUGAUCAAUGCAUAAUGGUCAGUUUAAAGUAUGUUGACAUACCAAUAUCAAGGAUUUUGAAUUCGUACCUAGCUCUAUUAGAAAAAGUGAUUGCAUCUUGCUCCUUUUCUUUGAAACAAGCUGUGAUAUCAACUCUGCUUCCGUGGUCAAUCCUGGCGUAUCAUUACUAUGAUCACAAGAUAGACAGUUGUAGAAAAAUGGUAGCUUUCAUCAGUCAAAUUGAAGAACUGAGUUGUAAACUUUUGCCAGGUAAUGGCGAAACACGUGACUUCCUUCAUUCAGCAUCCACCGAUCUUACAGGAAGAACUUCCGGUUUUGCUUCCAUGUCGUCAUAUUAUGACGAAGAUGAGGAUGAAUCUUUACGAUAUUUGCCUUCAUGACCAUCUUCCGUUAUUUCAUUUAAUGUGGCUGUCGAGACAAUGAACAUCAUUGCUAUUUCUAAAACCAAAUGCCUUUAUUAUAGAAAAUAGGGAGUUCCAAAGGCUAAAUAUGCCAAUAAAAACCAAAUGUUACUGUUUAAUUCAAGUUAAAUUUGUACAUUGAAAUCAAUAUACCAUUAAAAGAAAAGUUCAAAAAGCAUCUA
This is a messenger RNA of Mytilus californianus (California mussel), 2052 nucleotides long. RefSeq lists its product as uncharacterized. The coding region runs from base 269 to 1849 and encodes 526 amino acids. The record is from RefSeq and is a predicted model, not a curated record. Lineage: Eukaryota; Metazoa; Mollusca; Bivalvia; Mytilida; Mytilidae. The transcript has 2 exons.